Molecule: messenger RNA, 6690 nt
Organism: Gymnodraco acuticeps
Lineage: Eukaryota; Metazoa; Chordata; Actinopteri; Perciformes; Bathydraconidae
Gene: ano8b
Product: anoctamin 8b
Exons: 19
Coding region: 236-3661 (1141 amino acids)
Biological process (GO): chloride transmembrane transport
Cellular component (GO): plasma membrane
Molecular function (GO): chloride channel activity
Source: RefSeq, a predicted model, not a curated record
UCGUCGGAGGAGCGCUCUCCAUCUAGCCGCGCAUCCUGCUCCAGAGUACCACCGGGAUGACCGGCUGCUGCACCGACAACCUUCACUUCACUUUCACACUCCUUUAACCCUUCAUUCGGACACCAACCGGCCGCCGCGCUACACCCAUGCUUUGCCUUCCUCCUGAGAUGCGAUACCAUUGUACAAUUUCCCGGAGAAUAUCUUCCUCUUCCGUCGCUCCUCGCUGAUAGAGAGCAUGCCCGACGCGGGGACGGCGGCGUCAGGCGCUGCAGCCGCGGCGGCCGCCAGUGGUGCAGCCGCCGCGGGCGAAGGCACCGAGAGCUCCCGGCACCGACACCGAGCGCAGCAGGGAGAAGCGGAGAGGCCGGACCCGGGCGCUGCCCCGUCACAAAGCUCCUCCGGAGUGCUGGAUAAGUUGUUUGGAAAGCGGCUGCUGCAGGCUGGGAGACACAUCAUGUCUCAUAAGUCUUGGAUGAAGACGGUGCCCACGGAGAAUUGUGAUGUCCUCAUGACAUUUGCAGACUCUAUAGAUGACCACACGUUGCUAUGGCUACUGAACCACAUCCGGCUGGGAAUCCCAGAGCUCAUCAUCCAAAUCCGACAUCACAAGCACACGCGAGUCUAUGCGUUCUUCGUCACCGCUACGUAUGAAAAUUUGUUGCGAGGUGCUGAGGAGAUGGGACUGAGGAAAGCUGUGAAGCACGAGUUUGGAGGAGGAACCCGAAACUUUUCCUGUGAGGAGGACUACAUCUACGAGAACAUCGAGAGUGAGCUGUGUUUCUUUACCUCACAAGAGAGGCAGAGCAUCAUUAAAUAUUGGAUGGACAAUUUACGUGCCAAACAUGGGGAGGUGCUGCAUAAUAUCAACUUCCUGGAGGGUCAGCCAAUCAUACCGGAGCUGAGUGCACGAGGUGUGAUCCAGCAGGUGUUUCCUCUUCAUGAGCAGAGGAUCCUCAGUCAGCUGAUGAAGUCCUGGGUCCAGGCUGUUUGUGAGAAACAGCCUUUAGAUGAUAUCUGUGACUAUUUUGGGGUGAAGAUUGCCAUGUAUUUUGCCUGGCUGGGAUUUUACACCACUUCCAUGUUGUAUCCUGCUGUGAUCGGAUUUGUGUUGUGGAUGCUCACUGAGUCUGAUCAGACGAGUCGUGAUAUCUGCUGCGUGGUGUUUGCACUGUUCAACGUGGUGUGGGCCACUCUGUUUCUGGAGCGGUGGAAGAGGAGGGGGGCUGAGCUGGCAUUCAAGUGGGGAACACUGGAUACGCCGUCCGAAUCGCUGGAGGAACCACGGCCUCAGUUCCGGGGAGUCAAGCGCUGCAGUCCCAUAACAGGAUGUGAGGAGUUCUACUAUCCUCCAUGGCGGAGGCGUGUGUUCAGGUGGCUGGUCAGCCUGCCCAUCUGUAUCCUCUGUCUCUGCUUUGUCUUCCUGGUCAUGCUCAUCUGCUUUGAGCUGCAGGAGUUUGUGAUGGGGAUCAAGGAAAUGCCCCGGCUAGCUCGCUUUAUCCCAAAAAUCAUGCUAGCUAUCACUGUGACUGCAUGUGACGAGGUGUACAGGAAAAUCGCCUGCUGGCUCAAUGACAUGGAAAACUAUAGACUCCAGAGUGCCUAUGAGAAAAAUCUCAUCAUCAAAAUGGUUCUUUUUCAGUUUGUAAAUUCUUAUCUCAGCCUUUUUUACAUUGGAUUCUACCUCAAAGACAUGGAGCGCCUGAAAGAGAUGCUGGCCACUCUGCUCAUAAUACGGCAGUUUCUCCAAAAUGUGAAGGAGGUGCUGCAGCCUUACCUGUAUGAGCGCCACAAGCUGGGCGAGCUCACACUGCGAGCGCUGUGGGACCUGCUGAUCUCAGUGCUGCUGAAAUACGCCCGCCUAGCAGCUGGAAAAGCCCAGGUCUCUCCCACCGACCACGCCAUGCCAGGACCUGGACUGAGGGGCACCAGGCCUGGGUUUAGGCAUCUAGAUAGAAGGGAAAAGAAGUGUUUAAAUGGAGGAUGCGGGGUGCCUGAUGAAGAAGAGGGAGGUGAGAAGGACGAGGCCGACAGCGGGAGGUUCAGUGAGGGAGAGACGGAGGAAGAAAAUCUGCUCGACUGCGGUUUGAAGCUGAGGAAAGUCAGCUUCAUAGAGAAGGUGGACAGAAGGCCAGUCUGCAGUGGGCCCCCCAUAGACCACAGUUACAUGGACGAGGGGAGCCCCACUAUGGUGGAGAAAGGAAUGGACCCUUCCUCUGUAUUUGAGAUGUGUGACGAUGACGAUGAUAAUGGCAUCCACGAUGUGAAGGAGUCGGGUGGCAGAGCUAGAGGUGUGGCUGAGAGAAAUAAUGCUGCUGCUGCCAGCGCCGCCCCGCUGCAUUCUGGGUCUGAGAGCAGCACAUCAGUGCGACAUAGAAGAAGAGGCAGGAGCAUAGAGAGACUUGAGCCUAAGACAAAAAGGGAAUCAUGGAUCGACCCCCCUGAAAUGAGAGAGAGCAACACGCUUACUCAGGCUGAAAUGGAGAGCUGCAUGCAGAACUAUUCUGACACCUUUCAGGACUACCAAGAGAUGUUUGUCCAGUUUGGCUACGUGGUGCUCUUCUCAUCGGCUUUCCCUCUGGCUGCCAUGUGCGCUCUCAUCAACAACAUCAUUGAGAUCCGAAGUGAUGCCUUUAAGCUCUGCACCGGUCUGCAGCGGCCGUUUGGACUCAGAGUGGAGAGCAUCGGCCAGUGGCAGACUGUGAUGGAAGCCAUGGGCUUGAUUGCCAUCAUAGUGAACUGUUACUUGAUUGGUCAGUGUGGUCAGCUACAGCGUCUGUUUCCAUGGCUCAGCCCCGAGAUGGCCAUAAUCUCCAUCGUCAUCCUCGAGCACUUUGCCAUCCUCCUGAAGUAUGUCAUCCAUGUGGCCAUCCCUGACAUUCCUACAUGGGUCACAGAAGAGAUGGCUAAACUGGAUUAUCAGCGCAGGGAAGCCUUCAAGAAGCAUGAGCGACAGGCGCAGCAGCAUUACCAGCAGCUGCAGAGGAGGAAGAGGGAGGAGGAGGAGAGGCAAAGGCAGGCAGAACAUAUGGCCCGCAGGGAAAAGGAGAGGGAUGAGAGCAAGGGCGACUCCUCUGGGGAUCACCACCACGAUAAAAGUCACAGCAGUAAAUCACGUUCUGGAGGAGGGUCCGGCAGCGGCUCGGACAAACCCAAGAGGCCCAGCUCUCUGUUGGCCAACAACAACGUGAUGAAGCUGAAACAGAUCAUCCCGCUGCAGAGCAAGUUCUCCUCGAGUGGCGCCCGCUCACCUCAGUCACCCACUGGAACUGAGCCCAAGCUGCCCGGGUUCCUGAGUUUCAAAUUCCUCAAAUCACCUGAGAGUAAGAAGGAAGUCGCCGCUGCUUCUGCCGCUGCAACCACAGCAGCAAAUGCCACAGCAUCAUCUUCAUCAUCAGGUAGCAGCUCUCAGGAGCGUUCUCAGUCACCCAGCAAAGCCUUCAACCCUGGGAAACUGUUUAACUUUGGGAAAUCUGAGGGGGGGACCUGUGUGAACGGGGCUGUGCUGCUCAGACCCGGGGAAGGAUCAUCCUCACAGGCGUCAGACAGACAGCCAUCCAGGUCUGACUUGAACGGUGUUCCAGACGAGAUCCCCUCGCCUGGGGGGGAAGGGUCAGAGAACGGACAUGCAACAGACUUGGACCCGAGCAGCUCUAAAGUCUAGUAGCUCCGGAGAGAACAGACCUGGUCGCUGGUUACAUCUCCACAGCAGAAGUGAUGGGUUCACUGUGAGGAGACGCCUGACCUACCUUCUAUGCUAUCACACACUAUGUGUAGAGGUACUUGAAGCAGAGAGAGGACACAAUGAAACGGAUGAUAGGUGACUUGUUUAGGUUUCCUUUUUUGAGGAGGAAAAAAAGACAGGCUUUAUAGAAAGACAUAAGCCCUCUUAUCAUGAUUAAAUAAACACACACAAACACACACACCCUACACAGACAUACAAAUCCUUCCUUGUCUGCAAUACAUAAAGAAAUGCAUGUGCUGCGUUUCUAAUAUUUUUAAGCCUUUAAAGCGAGGAGCUGUGUUUCUUGAUUUCUUCUAGUCAUGAAUUGUAAGGAUCUCGUUGACCUCUCACUAGGACAUAAUAGCCCGUUGAAGGAAAAAAGAUAUAAAAAUAUCAACAGUGGUACGAAAGGAUUACAGAUUGUACUUCAAAUAACUUCUGAGAGUGUUUGUAGCCGUCACAACACAAGUGACCAUUAGCUUUUGUCUGAUUUUUAACUGUGAGGAAUUCUUGGGCCCUUCACUUUUAUAUUGAAGUGAAAAAAAUGGAAAAGCAAUAUUGGUCAGUUAUAAAUAUUAUCAUCAAUUAUCACGCGACUCCUCCAUUAAUUACAUCCCUGAUGCAUCACCAGCUUUAUUUUCAAAGCAGAGGUGAUGUCUGAGCUCUGAACAUUUCUUCCCAUCCUGUGACAGUGAGCUGAUUUUUUCAUAAAAAGAAAAAACUUUGUCAAUCUGUCACAUUCCAGUAUUUUACCAUGAGACCAUUGGGAAAAGAGAAAAAAAGCAAAAAAAGAAUGUGCAAAAUGGCUGUUGAGGGCUGUUCUCCAUCCAAGCCCAUGGAGAGUGUUGUAAACACAGAUGGGGCUCCAUUGCAAUCAGUCUACCCCAAACUUGGCUAGCGAGCGUAGAGGUAAAUAAGUCACUUUUGCACUGAACCUGCAUUAAAACAACUCGUUCUGCAGGAGAGAGGACUGACACCAGCCUGCCUCAUAACAUUAUGCAAAAGCUGGAUUUUUUUUAAAUUCCUCCUUUCACACGGUACAUGUUAUCUAAAUCACCUGGCCCUGGUUUUUUUCUACAGAUGUUAAUAUUAUUUAUGUUGAGCUCCAUAUCUCUUUUUAUACACACCAUUUGCUGGAUUCUUUCAGCAUUGCAGUGCUGACGAUGGGAGUUUUUAUUUUUGAACAAAGGCGGUAUUUUUCAGUCUAUACUGUUAACCCAAGCUGUAUGCGUGCUGUAUGUUCUGUUAAACAUGUACUUCAACACUGUUCCAUCAUCUACCAUUAACAGGUAUUUCACUUCUGCUGGGUCAACAGAAGGUGGCGCCAGAGCUUAUUUGUAUAGCAACAUUUUUUUGUUAGGCAGCUUCUGAUGUACUAUUGAACCCUAACACCAGUGUCUAGUCAUCAGUAUACAUCGGUCAACAACAUUAGGCUGCAGAUUAGGGAAGUCUUUGCAAGGAAGAUGUAUCAUGGUUACAUUUGAUUAGGUACGCACUGAUACACGUUUAGAGGCCAUCAGACUCUAGGUUGAGACAGAAACAUUAACUAUGCAUUUCCACACCAUCACCUCUGGCUAGGAUUUUGGCAAUAACACUGAGUUGUAAGAGACUUACUUGUACUCCAAGUCUAGACUCCCUCACCUGCAGCACAUAUCCUGCAGCACUCAUCCUCUACCAGACUCUAUGCAUUAUUUCUUUCUGUCCCUGCAAUGUCCACUGUCAACUCUCUCAGUUUUGCUCUUUCUCAGAUUUUAUAAGAAAUCUUCCAUGACUCAAAAUGAGGUAAUAAGCAUAAUCUCAUCCUUCGUUUUCAGUAUCUGUCUAGUCUAGGAGCAAAGUUGACAUUGAGCAUCAAACAGUUUGUGUAUAUUUUUAUGUUGAUGCUUUUCAUGCGUCUGUAAUUUCUCGAGGAGUAUAGUCCAGCUUUAAGUCAAAUGCCUAAAGAAAACACAAAAAGUACUUCCACAUAGCUUACUGACUUGCAAUGCAAUAAGGAAAUAGAAAGGGCAUCCAUUUUGUGUUCACAGUAUCACUUCACUGUCAAUCUACAGCAUGUUCCUUUUUUAUAUUUGGAAGUCAUGGCUCAUUAUAGAUGUAACAUGAGAGGUGCAAGGCUGAGAGAUAUGAUAUCUUCUAUCAAAGACAGGCUGGUCAUUGUUAAAGGGACGCAUGGGAGAGAACAGGAUGGGGUAGUAGUCUCAUCCAAACCUUUAUUCCUGCAGCAUUUGGAUUUCAGGGCUGAGUGACAUUAUGAUGCAGUAGAGUCCAUUUAUUGUUGUUUCAAAGUUUGUGAACUUCUGUAUUGAAAAUAAGAAGACAAUUUAUAAGCAGAGGUGACUCAAAUGAGAAAGCGGAGAAAAGAGCAACAGUUUAGGUCCUUCCUCGAUGUUUGUAGUUCCUCCUUAUUCAGGGAAAUCUUACAAUUCAACUUCAUACACUACAUACUUCCUCCAGGUCGGUUAAUGCUAUCUAUUCAUAUCUGAUUUCACCUUUGCAUUCUUAACAGCAGCAACUGCAAAUUGUUAACAUGGAGGUUCUUAAAUACGCAUUGAAAGCUUGACAGACAGCACUGGGCCAAGCACAGGCUUCUCUUACAUAAAGACACUAGCUCAGACAGGCCAAACUUAUAAACUGUCUGUAAUUCACUUUCAAUGCAACAGCGUUUUUUGUAGGAUUUCGGUUUAUGUAGACAGUCUAAUGUGAAACCAGUAGGAAAAGACUGAAUGUAGUCAUUGUACUUCUUGUGCUUGGGAACGGAUGGGUUUCUCAUUAAAAACAUUAAAAACCUGACCCGAACAUCUUCAUGAAAGCCUCACUUACUGAACACCGUUUAUUCUUCCAAUGAACCACUGUAAAAUAAAUAUCUUUUAAGAAAAAUACUGGGAAAUGGGAUUAUUUAUUUCUUUUAAUUUAUUUUGUCAUAUUUUUGUAAGACCUGAACAAUAGUUAAUAAAACUAUUUCAAAUGCA